Penicillium bovifimosum is the source of this 339-nucleotide messenger RNA. RefSeq lists its product as uncharacterized. Lineage: Eukaryota; Fungi; Ascomycota; Eurotiomycetes; Eurotiales; Aspergillaceae. The coding region runs from base 1 to 339 and encodes 112 amino acids. The record is from RefSeq and is a predicted model, not a curated record. The transcript has a single exon.
AUGAAAGACAUGCCCCAAGGAACCGGCACCCUCACAAGUGACAAGGGACGUGUCCUCGGUCAAUUCGAGGUUGAAGGGUUUCAGUAUAUAUUCGCGGGAAAUCUAGGCAGCUUUGUGCAGUCUUUUUCCGUUCCAAAUGCCGAUGUCUCCUAUGAGUCGGCCGAUCAACUACACAAAGAAGCUGCUGAGUUCGAGCCGUCGCCCAUACAAAAGGACCAGAUUCAACUCAGGCUCAAGAACGGGGUGACGAUUACGGGCGGUUUUGAUAUGCCUUUUAGCGAUGGCGAGGUGAAGAAAGGGACCGUUGUUGGCGGGCUGGGGAAAUGGUUGAAAUUGUGA